Entrophospora candida is the source of this 219-nucleotide messenger RNA. The record is from the annotation of a GenBank genome assembly. NCBI's taxonomy places the organism in Eukaryota, Fungi, Glomeromycota, Glomeromycetes, Entrophosporales, Entrophosporaceae.
AUGUCGUCGUCAAUUACUUCUUCUUCUGAUCCAAAACGUCCCAACGCUGUUCCAUAUCAUUCACCAAUAAAAGAUAUUGAUGAAAUUGAUCGUGAUGUCUAUGGAAUUACAUCACUUUUAUUAACAUUGAUGUUUGCUGUAGUUUCAGUGACUAAUGAGAAAAUAUCAGAUCAAGAUCCAAAUAGUGGAAGGACAUCCGGAUUCACUGGUCUUUUGUAA